This is a messenger RNA of Bactrocera tryoni, 837 nucleotides long. RefSeq lists its product as uncharacterized. Lineage: Eukaryota; Metazoa; Arthropoda; Insecta; Diptera; Tephritidae. The transcript is spliced from 2 exons. The record is from RefSeq and is a predicted model, not a curated record. Bases 233 to 775 code for a protein of 180 amino acids.
UUGACAAAAGUUGUAAGAAAAUGGAACAAACUAUAUUUACAUAAUAUCCGGAACAAAACAUAUUAACAUUUAGCAACUAAAUUUCGCGUACACUUUUGUUGUUGGCGACUAAUCCAUCACAACGCUGCUGUAAGCUCUUUCAUUAAACUAAAUGCAAGUUAGAGGAUUAUAUUCAACUAUUCAGUCAUUCUUAAAUAAUAAAUAUAUUUCUAUUCUUUGAAUUAUUGCGGUUAUGAUAACAAAAGAUCGAUUACCCACUUGUGGCAUAGAGCGCAAAGCACACGAAUGUCCAAUACCAUUACCUGCGUGCAUAUUACAGAAAGAUGACGCUGUUGACUGUGAUAAGUGCAGGCCACCGAAUGGUGCACAUCAGCAUAUAUGCUUGUGCAAACCAGAUCAGCCAGGGUCAAAACAUUCAAGUCAACAUGAAACGUCGACUAUAUCAGAAUCUCAGUCGCCACAACAACAAAGUAGCGUAGAAUUUCAGCAAUCAAUUGAAAAUACGAAUAAUGAGCCUCUUAACGGAACUAGCAGUCGUGAAAAUACAAACAAUCCGCUGUCUACUAUAAGUUAUAACAAGCAAGAGAAGAUUUCUCCAGCACAUAUAAGAUACAUGGACGAAUGGGAGGCAAUGGGCGUUAUGUUGGCAACAAAUGGUCGUGUUUGGGGGUUAGAAGAUAAGGGAUUUGCACGACAAUACAAGGCGGCCUUAAGCGCGGUAAAUACUAAAUUUGAAGAGGAAGCUGCCAAUAUGGCUGGACGUUCAACUUAUUAAUGUCAAUUAUAGUAAUAUUAUAUCGUGAACUUAAGAGAUUCGAUAUCUUAUUGCUUGUGCUU